AUGAAGCGUGGAAAAAACGUCUUAAAUCGAUUUGCAAUUCUAGUUCUUUUCGCUUGCUUCAUGUACCCAAGUCUACUUUAUAAGUCAAUAACAUCGUUUACAACGGAAGAAAUCGAUUCAGGUCACCUUGGUUCCGCUCGAGAGAUUCGAUCCGUCGAAUUUGAUGCAACCGAAACAACUCGAAGAAUGCAAUUCGAAACAACCUCGGCAUCAUCACAAAAUUGCGUCAAACCCUCCAUAGACGACUUUCCAAACGAUUUUAUGACCCAGUAUCAGCGACAGAAGCAAGGAGGCGUUGUAAUUCAUUUUCUACUGGCCAUUUAUAUGUUUGGAGCACUGGCCUUAGUAUGCGACGAUUACUUCGUUCCCUCGCUGGAACAGAUCACCAACAAGCUUCACAUGGGCUCUGAUGUAGCUGGUGCGACUUUUAUGGCGGCUGGAAGCUCUGCCCCUGAGUUGUUUACCGCGAUAAUCGGUGUUUUUGUCACUAAGAGUGACAUCGGUCUUGGGACGAUAGUUGGGUCUGCAGUUUUUAAUAUCUUAUUUAUUGUGGCCAUGUGUGGCUUGUUUGCCGGCACCGUCCUGCGUUUGACACCUUGGCCUCUGUUGCGUGAUUCAUUUUGUUAUCUUUUGAGCAUCGUUGCACUGAUUGCGAUCUCUUACGAUCAAUAUGUCUACUGGUAUGAAGCAAUGGUGCUAGUGAUUAUGUACCUGUUGUACGUUGUUAUUAUGUACUUUGACAAAACUCUUGAAAACUCUUUUACGAAAUUGACGGGAAUGGGCAGAGUGGACACUGAUGUUGAGAGAAACAAGCAACAAGCAGAUGAACAAAAAUCAUUACUGAAAGAAGGUGACGAAUAUGGGGAAGAUUCCUCGUCCCUUGGAGAACAAGAAGAGGUGAAGAUCAUUGACGAGAAUGAUGAUUCGCCAUUUUCAGUGCCUCCCGGCUUGUUUGCCCGCGUUCUUUGGAUCCUUGCGUUACCAGCCAUAUGUUUGUUUUACGUGACGAUACCUGACUGUCGCAAAGAGCGGUGGGAACAGUGGUAUCUAGUCUCAUUCUUUUUAUCAGUGAUAUGGAUUGCACUACUCUCCUAUAUUUUAGUUUGGAUGGUGUCCAUCAUUGGCUUCACCCUGGGUAUCCCAGAUGUCAUCAUGGGCCUGACAUUCCUGGCAGCAGGUAGCAGUGUGCCAGAUGGUAUAUCCAGCCUAAUUGUUGCUCGUCAAGGAGAUGGAGACAUGGCUGUCUCAAACACAAUAGGCAGCAAUGUAUUUGACAUUUUACUGUGCCUUGGGCUGCCUUGGUUGCUGAAGACUACAGCAGUGGACCCUGGAGGUUAUGUUGUUGUGUUAAGUGGCAGCAUUAUUUACACAUCAAUUUCCCUCUUUGGAACUGUGUUUGUCACAAUAGUUUUAGUAGUGACAAACAAAUGGUAUUUGAAUAAGUGCGUGGGAAUAGCUUUUCUGUUGCUAUAUAUAUUAUUCAUCACAGUUGCAACCCUUUUUGAGCUUAAUCUCUUUGGGAACUACAACCUGCCAACGUGUUAGACAUAGAAAUUACAAUUGUCUAGUGUUUAUAUCAUAAAAUUAUACACUUCUUUUUCCAAAAUGAUUAUACCAUCUGAAUAGAUUUUAAAACUCUUUUAAAAAGGUUAAACAUGAAAUCUCAUUAUUAUAACAUUUUGUUGUUAAAUUAUAAAAAGAUGAGUGGAGAGACUUCAAAAAGAAAAAGAGAUUCCAAAUAUUUGAAAUGAUUUUCAAAUUGGAAAGUCCUUCAAAACAUUUUUAUGUUAACAACUGGAUUCUACGUGAUCCUUUUUAAAAUAAUUCAUACCCUUCACAUUGAGGCAAUCAAGAAAUUAACCUUUCCCUGUAUGUGACAGUAUAGUAUGGCCUCAUUGUUUUUACUUUUAAAACCAAACCAUCAAGAUUUUAGAAUAAUUUCCAUGGAAUGGAAUAAUACAGGAUCCAGUUUAUAUAUAUUUCUAGGAAGUCCAUACACAGGUUCUGGUAGCAUGAUCAUCAUUUAAGGGUGGUCUGUUAACUAAGUUAUUAACCCUUUAACUCCCCUUAUGUGAUUAUUAAUUUUCCAUCCUAAGUGUAACACAUUCUUUUUGUAUAAGUUAUAAGAAUUUGGUGUUCGACUAAGAUAACAACUUUUGCCUAAUAAGUUUGAAUUUUCUCAUUCCUUGUUUGUUGGGUAAUGUAUAAAUGUUAUUGGGAGAAGUUACAUGUUAAUUACUUCUGGGAGUUUGAGGGUUAGGGAAAAAACAGUGCUUCUACCAUAAAGUGUCUGUGAGAGUCAUUGUAUGAGGAUUGUUACAUAAGGUUUAACUUUGUAACAUGUUACAAAUCUGUUUGAUUUGGAUUUCUGUGUGGUAGUUUCCACAAUAUGUACAUGUAUAAUUGAUUGCCCCGUAAAAAGCCUUGAGGACAUCAGGGGAGAUUAUAAAAUUGUUGAUUUUACUUUAUUUUUUAAGAAAAGAGAUUGAUUUCUGACUAAUUUUUUUUUCUAAAUUUGCAAUUUAGUGAAUUUUAAACAUGUAAUGUUUCAUUCAGUAAUGUAUUCAUCAUUGUAAGAAUAUUGUCCAACAAAAAUUUGAUAUUAAGAAAUUUUGUGAAAAAUGUACUUAUAGUGAUGAGGAUAUUGACAGCACAUAUAUAUAUAUAUAAAUAUAUCUAUGUUAACAAUAGCCUCUAUUUGGUGUAAAAAUAUGUAUGCAUAUUUGUCCGCAAACAUUAAUUGUUCCUAGAUACGAACAGUUUUCCAAGAGGGAAGCUUGAGGAAAAACCGUGAGCUUGUAGUUGAGGUAAGGUUUGAAAACUGUGAACCCAUAGUGGACAUAAGGUUUGAAAAUUGGGGAGUAUCACUUGGCUGAUAUUCUCAGAUAUCACUCAGUUUAGCUGGGGGAUAUUCGGUCACUUGAUAUUUUAAAUACAUACUUAUUAAAACAUUUUAACAUAUUCCAAAAUUUUAGUUUGUGUGAGAUUGUGUUUUUCUUUCUUUUUUUUUUUUUUUUUUUUUGCAUUUGAUACAGAUUGUUUGAGAAAACAGUAGGCAGCUAUGGUGGUUUUUUUUCUGGUAUUGCCUUAUCUGUGUAACCAUUGCCCUUCCACCCUACGUUGACCCCAGAGUUGCCCUGCUAAAGAAGUAGAUUUGAUCUUUAAUACAAAUUCCAAAUUAAUUACAUUGAACAAGUCACUUCAGUCAAUUUGAGGACAGCUUCAAACAGAAGACAAGAUUCCUUAAUAUAAGCCGCCUUAAUUAUUUACCUAGUUAAAAUAUCAGUGUCAGACUGAUUAAAAACUCAUGAUAGAAAUAAGAUAAUUACAAUAUUAAAUUAGCACUGAACUUAUCAUAAAAAUAAGUAAACAAUUUCUUGCAAAAGACUAUCAAGGUGAAGUGUAUCGUUUAGUGUAUCAUCUCUUGUUCAUCGAUUUUGUUAUUUUCUGUUUAUAUCAUGUUUUAGAUAUUUCAUAGUUCCCACUGUUAUGCUUUUACUUAUUAAUUACGCGAUUAUUUAUUUUAUAUAUUGUUAAUUUUGAGGGCCUCACUGAAAACCGCUAUGGCGAGCUGGGCUCCCUCUUUAAAUAUUUUUUAAUAAAAUAAAUAAAAAAUAAGUCUCCCUUGCAGCCGUUUUCUGAAUGUCACGCAACGUUCCCUCAAAACAACGGUUCUUUUGGGAAACGUUGCGUGACAUCCAAAAAUGGCUGCGAGGGAGACUAGACAUGGUGUUGACUGACAAGGUUUUUUAAAAUAUAUAUGUGGUGCUCACAUUAAGUCUAUUGAUAGAGAAAAUUAUAUCAUGAAUUAGAGCUUACAAGCCAGAUUAGUAAAUUCCAUUUUCCCACUUAGGGUUGGAAAAUUGAGCCUUAGAUUGUUAUUUUCAAUAGGCAAGCUAGGUUGGUCAACUGCAAUUAUUGUCGAUAGGCAAUUAAAAUUUUGUCUGAAAAUGCCUGACGUGGCGCCACACUGGGUAGCGAGAUUAACUUAUUUUUUCCUUAAGAGGGACAGGGAUGGUGCAACACCCUCAUCCAAUUCUCCUUUGAGUGCUUCUUAACCCUCCCCCCCCCCCCCCCGAGACGACUAAGUUCGUCCGCUUAUAGUGAAAGAAACCCCCAGGGAUUUCUAAACUCUGCGCUUAAACAGUCUGACGUACUUAUGAUCAUUAUCACGCUCUUAGUAUCAUGAAUGUAGCAAGAUGCCACGUUCCUGCUUUUCUCGUGUGCAUAACGUGAGCUAGCUAUUUGUUUGCGACUUACGGGUGACCUUAGGACGCAUUACAUGCUUUGUCGCGUCAUAAAAAAAAACCCAGCAGAAAAUAUGUAACUUUUGACGAAAAAUCUCUCAUCAUGUCCUCCAUCAUGGAGCGUCGAGACAUAGGAAGCUUAGGGGCGAGAAAGAAAUAUACGCAAAUGGGGUAGUGCCCACUUAAACUAAAAUAGAGAACAGCGGCUUGGCUAAAUAUUGCUAAUCCAUAACCCUAUAUUGUGACAUUUACGCUAUGAAAGCCACAUGAUAACAGCCAGGGAGAGGUCGAACAAAGUUAGAUGCUCUAAAAUCAGCUUUUCCUUCCCAGCGAAAUUCAUCACAGUCAGAGGAAAUUAGCACACACCGAAGGAUUGGAAAUUCCCAUAAAAACUGAACUACAUGUUAUUUUCUAUGGCAUACAACUAAUUGAUCUGAUCUUUCUCAUCGUCGCUCAUUUGGUCUUCUUGCUCUCUUUUCAAAAGCAGCUCCUUUCAUCACUAUCAUCAGGAAUAUGAGAAAAGGGCAACUUCACCAAAUCAACGAUUUUUAAACAAUCGCAAAGAUAUUUUCUGAAGUCAUGUUUUGCCAAACAAUCUCACGGGAAAUGUCUCUUUUUUACGAGACCUUUCACGUUAAUGAAAUUAAUUGACUUUUGACAAGAGCUGUUAUCACUUCCUUUGGAACAGCGGAAUUAAGUCACGCGAUAUCAAACAUGUUGUUUGUUACUAUUGCUCACGUGAUUAGGAUCAUUUCAGGAAACAUUUUUUAGUUGUCAACGAGUUUGCCUUGCAGCUUAAAUCCUUUCAAUCCCGAGUUCUAAAUAGAAAUUCUUCACACUGUUUGCGUUACAUUUUUUAUGACCUCAGCUCCAAGAAUUUGGUGUUGAAUCAAGCAAUAUUCUCAACUUGUUUCUCUUUUCUCUCCAUUCGAAAAUUUAUCGAUUUAUUACAAGGUGAAAAUCCUUUUCGGUCCACUCACCCCUGGAAGUGAAAGUAUUUAACUUUGAUGUUGCAGUGUUCAUGCUCUAUUUAAGUCGACUGUCCGUCUGCCGGGUAAUUUCUAUCAGCGGUGGUCGAUUGCUCUAUGAGGGAGAGUUGCGAAAUCCUUGACCCACCACUGAUGUACACGUAUUAACUUUUGUAUUGUUUUUACUUGCGAAUUACCUGUGUACUUUGAGCUCUCAGUCAGAAACGACUUCGCAAACCGUGGCAACCAUCAGGAUAUCAAAACUCUAAAAUCAAGAAAACAGAUUGGGAAGUUUUGAAAUAUUUUAAAAUCAUGGUCGGUUUUUCACAUGCCGGGUCGAUUAUUUUGUACCAGGAGCCCAUCACUUAAGUAAUGGGCUCCUGUUUGUACCUAAAAAUUAACCCGCUCGGAUCGACAGAGAGUGAGACAAGGUAUAUGCAGGAAGGCGGAUUGCUUAUUCCUGAAAGAAUUUCAGAUCUUAUCCCCUUUUACUGAGGAAAUGAGCCAUAUUCUAGAAUUAACGAGCUGGAAUCAUAAACCUUGGUUAAAAGAGAAUUUUCUAAACAAAUUAAGGUUUACUGGGAAUUUUGUGACAAAUUACCCACGCAAUCAUCACAAGCGCCCCAGGAUCCGGUGGGUUGGAUAAUGUUUAGUUUGGGAGGUUUAGCUAGGCGAAUUACGUUUUCAAAAAUAUUUCAGUGUCAAUCAGCUAUGUUUUAAAACUUUUGACGUUGCUGCUCUGACGGUCUUGUUGAAGGCCCGCUUGAAAACACCGACAAGACGUUCAAAUUGGCCUCUCCACCGUGGUGCUCUGGGAAGGUUAAAGUGCCACCGGAUCUCAAGAAGCUCGAGGAAUCUCUUCAUUCUCUUCUCUCGUUGAACCCCUUUUAGCCACUUGGCUGCUUUGACGAACGUUCGUCUAUUGUCCGAGUACAGCGUCUUCGGUCGGCCCCGUCUUGCAAUAAAACGUUUCAGGGACGGGAGGAACUUCGCUGUGUCCGGGCUUAUGCCUCUCACGGAGAACCUUGAAGGGAUGUGUCGAUGACAUUAGAUAAACUACCGGGAAUUAGAGGCGAUCUUGCUAGCACUGACGAUGGAUGGGGAAGCUGGGAUUUUGCGAAGACGCAAUUCUGUUGAUGUUAACUCAUCUAAGCACAGGCGUCCCAAGCUCUCGUCUCCAGAAAAAGCAAACGAUUAAUUCAUGAAAGCGUCACGCGUUGUAUAACUCGGUGUUAAGUUGCGAAAGGAACCGUUGAGAAUUGAACACGUUACAAGGAAUAGUAAGGGCAACGAAAUAUGGUCGAUUUACAACGAUGAAUAUUUAGAAGUACGAACAUUUUACACGUAAAAUCCUUAAAACUUACUGGUCCGGAGAUAAAGUGGCUAUCGAGUAAUUGACUGGAUAGGAAUCGUAUAGUUUUUUUGAUUUCAUUCGAUCUGUAAGAGACAAUACAUAAUUCUUAGGAAAUCUAUCAGCGAGUGAUUCACGAAAUUACAUGCGGAAAAUACGAAAUUACGAUACUGAACAUCAAACUGGUUAGAAAACAAAUUACUUACUUCUUGAUACUUCUGUACCGUUAUCCUGUCAGAAAUUACUACAGAACAGGUCAGCGAAACGGGAAGGAAACGAGUCAGCAGAAAAACUACUGGUUAGCUAGCGAGUGGGGGGACAGGGGGUCAGAGUCUCCCGCUUCCUGUACCACGUUCUCCCGCCUCCCAUACGUUUGUGCCCCUUUGCCUCCCGACUCAGAAACCCGGGUUUAACUUUCAACUGUGCCAAAAUUUAACAUUCUUGUUCAUUUCUGGCCUUUGUUUUGGCGGGGGGAUCAUUGGGUCCCGAUGAAAGUUAUUACCGGUCAGUUUUGUUAAUUAAACUAGGUUUCACUAAUCUGGUUAUCACAGUUUGACCAUCGCUUAUGACAUCUCGUUAUAGAGACGAAAGUCUCAUUCCACUGUGUAAUGUAAUGGUAUUGUAAUUUAAUAUAGGUUCUUCUGUAUCUGUGCUUGCUUUCCCUUUUUGACGUAAGCAACUAGUCGUAGCUUGUCGUGAGCGAAUAAAAAAGCUGACUCCAAAGGAUGAUAUAAAUCACUGCACAUCAAUUGUUUAAUCAUUUACAUUUUGAGCGUUCGGUUUAAGUGCUAGUGAAGCAUGAUUGAACAUUCUUGUUCGGCUGAUUAUCAGAUUUGUUCGAUAGGUUGUAAUCUUCUUUAAACCUCUGCGGAAAGUUUUAAGGUCAGAAGAAGUCUUGCAUGCGCCGGGAAAACCACACUGAAGUCCUCCGACUGGAGGUCACAGCCUCUUCUUCCGCCGAGUCGAAUUGAAGGGAUUUCCAGACUCACUGGAACUAAUGCUGUUUUUCCAACCCGAGUACAAAAUUUACGUUUUCUUGCUUCCAGCAUUUUCUUUAAAGCAUUGGAGGAUGUUAAAUAGAAAUUUCAAAACUUUGCUAGAUGAGUGUUUUUGACUGGAUGAUACCCAGUAAUAAACAACAAAUUAUCGCCUUCUUUCUUUCUGCUCCCACUUCCCGCCCUCAUAUAGAUCACGCUUCUCGCCCCCUCUUCUCCCUCUUCCCGCCCUCUCCCGCCCCCUCCCGCCUCCUCUUCUCCCAGGCUCACACCCCCGUCCCCCUCCGUCAGCUAGGAACAGUACUUUCUCUUUCACAACUGAAAAACGUGUUAUUUGGUCUCAUGCUAAACUUUCUAAAACGAUUGCGCCAUCGACUGUCAGUCAAGGCUAAAAUCAAAUGUCAAUCAGCUAAUUUGUAAAAUCAAAAAUCAAUCAAAAAACACUUAUCCACAUCUUGUGUGUCCGUUGUCUUAUAACAGGAAUAACAGUGAUGGCAAAAGAAACUUACUACGGCAGAGGACGCCGGAAACCACAACGGACACGCAAGAUGUGAAUAAACACGUGCGCAUCGUUCUUGUCUCGUGAGUCCGAACAAAAGUCACAUGAAAAAUUUUAACAUCACGAAAGUAUGAGCAUAUCGAUGAAAUCAAGGGCAGAACCGAAAACACAGCGGCGUAAGCAAGGUAUUUCGCCUAGUGUAAUUGAUUUUUUAUUACAGGAAAUAACGUUGGGUAUCGUUGAGACCUUGAAUGGGACGCUUGGAACUUAAUUAACCUUCUAACUUGAAGAAAACCCGCGUUCGACUAAUUACAAACAGUUUGCGCUGCUUCCCAAUUUGUUAUGUCCUAAAACAUUUUUGCCGUCUUUUUGUGGCCAUAUGUUAGCAUUAUGUUACCUUGCACAAGGCAGAAUCUUGAUGAUUACCUUCGUUUUUCAGCUAUCACGGCCACAUAUAAUUCUUGUUAUCUUUAUCAAAUAGAGAAGCCUUGACUAUGCUCUGUUCUGUUAUAAAGCACUCAAGAAGUGGCUAGAGCACGAAAGAAGUGUAGGGAGAACCAAGAGAAGUAGUCGAGUGUUUCUCCCCACUUCUUGAGUCACCGACAAAGUAAUGAAUUCUAACCGACAACCGACAUGAAUAUCCCCCCAUUUAGACCUUCUUGAAGCCCUUAUGCUCUUCACGUGCAUCGCUUCUAUUACCAAAAUAUCUUACUCGUCACACUUUUCAACAGGAUUUUUGUUUGUUUUUUUCCUAGAUGUGGAAGUUGCCCAUGCAUUUCGCUGAUAAAUGAAUCAGAGGGGAAAGGUUUUAAUCUGCUUUUGUCCGUUCAUGAUCUGGUUUGCAACUUCCGUGAACUCCGCGUCAUCUCUCCAUGAUCCAUCCUCCCUCUCAGUGGCAAGAGAAUCAAAAUUUUAUCGCUCCUCCUAAGAAACUGAAUUGGGUAAGACUAAAACCUCGAACAACCAAGGAAAACAAGCUAAAAUGAACUUGACUUCAAAUAACAACAAACCCUCCGUAGAUGACUUCCCGCACGAUUUCAUGACGCAGUACCAGCGACAGAAUGGUGGACUUUUUGUUCAUGUUUUUUUAGCCGCUUAUAUCUUUACUGCGUUGGCCCUGGUGUGCGAUGGCUAUUUUAUUCCUUCUCUAGAACAAUUCAGCAGGAAGCUUCACCUAAGCUCUGAUGUCGCCGGUGCAACUCUCUUGGCUACUGGAGGCUCUAUCCCAUCAUUGUUCACUUCAGUAAUCGGUGUUUUCAUCACGAAGAACGAAAUUGCCUUAGGAGCAAUAGCCGGAUCUGGAAUAUUUAAUAGCCUAUUCGUGAUGGCAAUUUGUGGUUUGUUCGCCGGCACCGUUCUGCGUUUGAAGCCAUGGCCUCUGUUGCGUGACUGCGUUUGUUACGUCUUGAGCAUAUCAGUCUUGAUUGUUGUCUCUCACGACAAAAAAGUUUACCGGUAUGAAGCAUUAGUGCUGGUGACUAUGUACCUGAUGUAUGUAAUUGUCAUGUACUUCAACACAACUCUAGAAAAAUACUAUGAAAAAUUGACAGGAUACAAAACGCAAAUUAACAAUGAUUUUGGGGAAAGAAUUGAUGAAAAAACAUCGCUUUUGAUGACCAAUAGUCAAAAUAGUACUAAACUAUCGAGCAGAAGAGAAGGAAACGAAACCGAAGAAAGUAAUCAAAGUGUCGAUCAUAUUCAUCAUUCGCCAUUUUCUGUGCCUCGGGGAAUCAUAUCCAAGACUUGGUGGGUUAUUAAGUUACCAAUCACGUGUUUGUUCUACAUGACGAUUCCCGACUGCCGAAAGAUACGAUGGGGGAAAUGGUAUUUGUUCUCUUUCUUUAUAUCCAUGACAUGGAUUGGAUUGCUCACCUAUGUUUUAGUUUGGAUGGUGUCAAUCAUUGGCUUCACCCUUGGUAUUCCAAAUGUCAUCAUGAGCAUGACAGUCCUGGCAGCAGGUAGCAGUGGUCCAGAUAUUACAUCGAGCCUAAUUGUCGCCCGACAAGGAAAUGGCGAUAUGGCUGUUUCCAACUGCAUAGGCAGCAAUAUAUUUGACAUUUUGCUGUGUCUUGGACUGCCUUGGUUAGCGAAGAGCUUACUUGAAGGUUCCACAGGCUAUGUUGAGGUCCCAAACAGCGGUAUGAUCUACGUAUUGUUCAUUCUCAUUGCAGCCGUGCUGGUGGUACCACUUUUGACUAAAGUAAACAAAUGGAAUCUAAACAAGUGCCUUGGAGUAACUUUUCUUUUCUUUUACCUAAUUUUCAUUGCGGUUUCAAUUAUCCUUGCCAACAAGUGUGGUGAUGAGAGCCUAUGAUAGCCUAUGAACCCAUAGUACAUGUAUAAAUCAAGGCCUAGUCAUGCACGUGGCAUGAACAUCUCUUCGACAUGUCUGAAUCGCCAACCAAAAGUCUAAAAAUCCCGAACGAAAUAUCAUAAUGAUUGCCUUCAAAUACAAUGGUAAAGAAAUCUUACAUAUUUUAGUUUUAUAAGCUGAAGGUAAGAAAAACAGUGAUUCAAAUGGAAUACACGAAAAAGAGGAAAAUGUUCGAAAAUUAGCGUGUUUUUGACUGACCCCGGAUUGCGUGAUAUGUCACGAAAGUCUGUAGAGGUGGAUGUUUAGCGUAAGUUUGAUAUGUUAAGUUAGCUUUCGUGCAGUUUGAUUUCCUCUUUGUGACCGAUUUACUGUUUACUGAGAAAUCACAUUAAGAAUAAAGUUUCCGAUACCAUUGUUGACCGUUGGUUGUUCGUGUGUCAGUGAUAUAAUGUAGUAUUCUAGCUCAGAAAAGAAAGCACUAUUCAUCCUAUUAUAUGGCAAUGCUGCUAAGAACCUGACGUGUCCAUAUACAUACAUACAUAGACUUAAUUUAAACACGAAAUUUGAGUGUAGUUACAAAAGCUAAUGUCUUCGUGUUAAAUGUAAUAAAAUACAAUGAAAAUACAAAUUCUAAUAAGAUUAUAAAAUUUAAAUGCCUAUCAAAUAAUGCAUUAAUAAAAUAUAGGAUAAAAUAAACGAUGAUGUAAUUUACAAUAGAUAUAAAGAUAAAUGAUUGUGAUAUUAAAUGUCAAAGUUAACAAAACUAAGAAUUUUCCUCUUAAAUUCAUAAAUAAAUCCUCACAAACUCUCAGACCAUUAGGUAAGGAAUUCCAUAGUUUAGCAGCUAGGUCAAUCGUCUACUUUCGCAUAAAUCAGAGAACCCAGCUGGUAUUGUGGUGAAAGGCGCUAAAUUUAUUAACCCUUUAACUCCCAUGAGUGACCAAAACAGAAUUUCUCCUUACAACAUUAAUACAAUAUCAACCAGAUAAGUGAUGAGAAUAAAGAAAAAUAUCAAUUUGGGGAUAAUAAGUUGAUCCAAUACUAACUUCUCUGAACUAAUAUCAUAAGAAUUGUAUGGUUGACAGUAAGGAGAAUUACAAAUUUGAUCUGGGAGUUAAAGGGUUAAGGGCUUUGCCCGAAAUAAAAGCAUCACUAAAAACACACCAAAAUAAACUGCAUGUAUGAAAAUGCUGCCUUUCGAAUCGCAUGGCGCUAAUUUUUCAGUACGUAGGUAGUGUGAAGGAAAUACUAUUGAAGAAAUGGAACCUUAAACGUCUUCCAUGCAUCAUAUCGAAAAGGGAAAUCCCCGUGAUAGUAAGCGCUAUGCCAUACGCGGCCUUACGAACAAGGGGGGUGGGAGGGGGGAGGUAAAAGAAUUGGGGGAACACAUUAUUAUUAUUAUUCGGGGGGAACCGAAGUCUGCGUGUAGGUGUCUUAUUAGUGCGAGGUAAAGUUAUGAGCUUGCGAUUGUUUAUCGGACCGGCCAUGUUUGAAUUGGAGUUAGAGCGGACGGUAGGGGAAAGGGGCGGGAAAAGGACGAGAAUCUUCACUCCCCCACCCCCAUCCCUCUCUUUAUUUUUGACCGUCGACCGCCCCCUUAGUAGAAAUUUCUUUCUCUCCCUAACCAUCCGCUGCCAUCAAAGCCAAAGAUGGCGGCCACAAUUUUCGUUAAGAAAAUACUUGCUCGCCAAAAUUACGCCUGCUCUCAGGCUAGGGUUGGGGGGGUGGACCGAUACGAUAACUUAAUUUAUUCGCGGUAUUUCCAUCAGUCAAUUGAGAUAUCAGACUAUCUAUCUAUCUACCUACCUACUACUAAAAAUUUACUUUCACUUAAAAUAUUACUUAAAACUUUGGCGACUUAAUUUAGUAUCGGUUAAUGAAGAUGCUUGCCUUAGGUCUAUAGGUAAGUCAUUGCAAAACUGAGCUCCGCCAUACGAAAAACUUCUCUUGGGAUAAUCAAUUCGAGGUCGUGGAAGAACUAGUUUGUUAUCGGUAUUUCUCAAACGAUAAGCACUUAAAUUAUCACGAUAAACGAAUCUUGGUCUUAAGUAAUAAGUAAUCUGACCUUUGAUAAACAAUUCACCACCACCGUGGUGCCCAGAACAAAUCAUCCAAAUUACUACACAGACGUCCCAAGCUCGAGAAAAAGCAAAUGAUUAAUUCAUAAAAACGUCACGCAGACAGCCCUGUGGGUUUGAGGCCGCGUGACGUCAGUUAUUUGAUACGUCAUUUGAACUCUUACAUUGGCAAGACGCAAGUGAUCCCGAGAAAUGUUUCAUAAAUUUCGCAAAUCGUAACAUUUCAUCCCCAAAAUCCGCUUAGUGACAGUCAGAUAAAUAAAGUUCACUUAGCUUCGUUUUUGUGUGUUGUCUCGAGUGAUUUUUCGGGGUUUUGAGAACUCGAGACAAAUGUUUUCAAAGGUUUUUCGUCAGGGUUUCUCUUGUUUGAGGGCAAAAUUCUCUCACGCCUAAACUACUCAAAAUAUAACGACGACGCCCCUUGGUAAGAAUGAAGGAGAAAAAUUAUUUGAUGGUGAUAAUACUUGUCACUAGGGAUGAGGUUCAUUCAAAGGCUUGGUUAGCUUUGCUGAAUGAAGCGACCUUUACAACAAUAAAAGCUAACACUAAGCAAACCAUCAACAAAUCGAGAAAUCGGAUGCGAACCACGAGGGACACCCGUGACAGCUGGCCGUUUUAACUGAACUAACACUCAUCAAGAGAAAACAAUGGGAAAUUACUUGUUCCUGACAAUUAUCUAUAAACUAAGAAAAUGUAAAGCAAACGUAUUCCCACUCGUAAGUCGGCCUGAUAAAAUUUAGGCUACACGAAAAUGUUUAUGCAUGUUCAGAAGACGGAGUGAAUUAUAUUUUGUAAUCCAAUGUACUGAACCUGUGAGGUUAAAAAUUACUAUGGCAAUUUAUGUAAGUAUGGCAUUAUUGACAGUGUAAAAGUAGUAUUUCGGAAUUAGAAGUAAUUUAUUAGUGUUUUAGCAUUGUGUUUUUAAUAUUGUAAAAUUUUUUUUAAUGAUAUUAGUAAUAAUGCUAAGUUGUUACAACGGCCCGGAGGAAUCAUGAGCACGUGAAUUCCUUGUGUGUGAGGGCGAGUGUGUCUGUGUACUCGUGUCGUAUGGCAAUAUUUUGAAUGAGGGCCUCUUAAUAUGAGCCCGGUUGACCGAGCUGGCCCGGUUUCCGAUAUCUCGCCUUACCUCUAAAUCCUUUGUAAAAUUUUCGAUGUGUUCAUAUGAGAGAGCGGUCUGGCUCGGUUACCGAGAUCUCGGCUUUUCCAACCGGGAUGAACCCAAGGCGAAAUUCGUCCCAGUAAGCGGGCCAGCCCGGUCAACUGGGCUCAUAUGAAGAGGUCCUGAAUGGCUAAAUAACUUCUCGAUGGCAACUAAUAAGUGAAUCUCAGUUGCUUCCUUCCCAUUAUUUCCAGUGAUGAAAAACUACGGGACUUAAAGCAUGGUUUUUCAAAUAGGAAGUAGAGCCACAGGCAGCUCAAGCUCCAACUGUGAGAUGACGGAAAAAUUCUCAAUAAAUACCUCACCAUACUCUUUCACAGUGCAUUGCUUGUUUUGCGACCGCUUACUUUGUUGCAACGAGUCAUUUUAGUGAGUAAUCCAUUUCUAGGUUUACGACUCCUAGAGCGGUUGUAAAUAUUCCCAUACAAACUCUUUUUCAAUUGAACCCCGGUAACUCCAACUGCCGAGGGAAAUUACUUCGAGUUAUCGGGGUUUCGAGCAACAGGAAUUUUGGACAAAAAGACCAGAAACACUUGAUUAAAGAGGUUUUAUGCUUAUUCGCGUUUUAUUGUAAGAUUUCAGGCAAUAUAAGAGCAUAAAAACGAUAAAUGAUACCGACAAAGUUCAAUUUGUCAUGAUAUAUGUAUGUGAUUAAUUUUAAUCUUCCGGUGCAAAAUGUCAUGGCUCAUUAGACCGCAAAAGUGAAAAUCGACUUUGAGUUAUCGAGGGUAAAUUUACAAAGAAAAAUACCUGAAGGGAAGUAAAGGUCGCUUCGAGUUAUCGGGGUUUCGAGCGAUAGGGGUUAAAAUUACAGUAAAUAUUUAAGGCAAAUCCAAGGGAAACCAGUUUUGCUUAGAGUUCGUAGGGAAUUCGAGUUACUGAGGGUUCGAGUUAUCGGAGUUCAACUGUCAUGAUCAUCUUACAGCUGGGGCCUGGGCUGCUUGUGAUGGAGCAUGCUCGACCUUCACGUCAGGACUCAUUUGUUUUGAACAUCACGUUAAUCAGCUGAGUAUCCCAUGGCUAUAGGUCCGUGGAGUUAUAUUCUCGGUGUGAUAAACAAUAAAGUUAUUUUAAGACGGAGCUGGUCACAUCGCAAUGUCGGUCCAACUAGCGUUGCUGAACAUGAUGAAUUUAACUCGAUCAUCGCCAUGCGUAAGGCCGUCUAUAGAUGACUUCCCAAGCGAUUUCAUGACUCAACACCAGCGACAAAGUCAGGGGGGAGUUGCUUUCCAUUUUCUCAUGGUCAUUUACAUGACGAUCGCAUUAUCGCUGGUCUGUAACGUAUACUUUGUUCCUUCUCUACAAAAAAUCACAAACAAGCUUCAUAUGAGUUCUGACGUAGCCGGUGCAACUCUCAUGUCUAUAGGGACCUCUUCCCCCGAACUGUUCACCGCACUGAUCGCAGUUUUAAUUACAGAUGGCGAAAUUGGCCCCGGAGCCAUACUAGGAAGUCUGCAGUUCAAUGUUUUAUUUAUAGUAGGAAUUUGUGGUUUGUUUGCUGGCUCUGUAUUGCCUUUGAGAUCGUGGCCUCUGUUGCGAGACAGCUUUGCUUUCCUUUUGAGUGUAAUGGCAUUGAUUGUUGUUAUUUGGGACAAAAAGAUUUACUGGUAUGAAGCAUUGGCGCUGGUGAUUAUGUACUUUCUGUAUGUGCUUAUUAUUUACUUCAACUCAACCUUUCGACGUUGCUUUAACGAGUUCACAGGAAGCGAAGAAUGGGCUGAGACCGACAUUGAAAAUGGUAGUGAUGAGAAAAGCCUCCUUUUGGAAAACGACUACGUAAACAGCACACAAAUGGCCAACCUCUCGAGAUCCGAAAAAGGAGAGAAAGAAGAGGAACAAGUUGAAAUCACUGACCAGUUUGACGAUUCACCAUUCUCAGUGCCACAAGGAUUCUUUUAUAAAACUCUGUGGUUGGUUUCAUUACCAAUCACAUGCUUACUUUACGUGACAAUUCCUGACUGCCGCAAGGAGCGAUGGGAAAAUUGGUAUUUGUUUUCGUUCAUUAUGUCAGUGCUGUGGGUUGCUAUUUUCACCUACGUAUUGGUUUGGAUGGUGGUAAUCAUUGGCUUCACUCUUGAAAUUCCAGAUGUCAUGAUGAGUUUCACGUUACUGGCAGCGAUGACCAGCGUCCCCGAAGCUAUUUCGAGCUUAAUUGUAGCAAGGCAAGGGGAAGGGGAUAUGGCAGUGUCCCAUGUAGUCGGCAGUAACACAUUCGACAUAUUGUUGUGCCUUGGAGUGCCUUGGUUACUGAAGACAACGAUCGUAGCUAAUGUAGAUUACGUUUUUUUAGAGGAUGUUACUUUGAUUUACACAUCCUUUUUGCUCAUAGGUUCUGCGUUAAUUGUCGUAGUUUUUCUCAAGGUAAACGGUUGGCAUUUAAAUAAGUGUCUUGGUAUUUCGUUUUCUGUUUUUUAUUUGGGUUUCACCGGUGUUUCAAUUACUUUUGCUUAUUUAUUUGGCGACAACAAGCCGGUGUGUUAG
This is a messenger RNA of Pocillopora meandrina, 16092 nucleotides long. The record is from the annotation of a GenBank genome assembly. NCBI's taxonomy places the organism in Eukaryota, Metazoa, Cnidaria, Anthozoa, Scleractinia, Pocilloporidae.